AUGCUCUCUGCCUUCACAGCUCGGCCGAUCAUCGAGCUCAAGCAGCGCGACAAGUCCAAAAUCGAGACCAUCCUCGCCCAUGGCGACCGCCUCCUCGUCGGCCUGAACACCGGCUCCCUGCGCAUUUACCGCGUCAACAGCGUUGCCUCUCCCGACUCGAAGCGGCCCAACGGUGGCAGUAGCGGUAACGGCCGCGGCAACGAUGUUCCUGCAAGCCCGCCAAAUGCAUCAUCCAGCCCAACCACCAAGGCGGCCCCACCGUCAACCAAUCCAAGCGACCUCCUUCGCGAAGUCGAAAAGUUCUCUACGCGGGCUAUCGAGCAACUAGCCAUAAUCAAAGAAGCGAACACGCUGGUUUCCUUGUCCGCAUACCAUGUCUCGCUACAUGACUUGCAUACCUACGAACCGAUCGAGACACUAUCGCGCACCAAGAAUGCGAGCUGUUUCGCCGUCACGAGCAACAUCGUCAAGGACGCAGCCACAGGCAUACCAGAGAUCAUCAGCCGGCUGGCCGUGGCGGUCAAACGGAGGCUGCUGCUAUGGAGCUGGCAUGCGAGCGAGCUGGGCGACGAUGUGGGCGAGAUCAUGCUGCCCGAAGCGGUGCGGUGUGUGACGUGGGCAAGCGCAACCAAGAUCGUUUGCGGUAUGAAUGCGGGCUACGUCCUGGUUGACGUCGAGACUCGUUCAAUCACUGAAAUCAACGGAACGGGCGCAGCGGCAACAGGUGGACAGGGGAGCAGAUUUGGUGCUGCAAGCAUGGGUUAUAUGGGACUUGGUGGCUACAUGCCGAAACCGUUGGCUGUAAAGCUGGCCGAGGGUGAGAUGCUCCUCGCCAAGGACAUCAACUCCCUGUUCAUCGAUAUCGAGGGCAAGCCGUUGGAGAAGCGCCAGAUUCCAUGGCAGAGUGCGCCCGAGGGUAUUGGAUACAACUAUCCCUACAUACUGGCUCUUCAGCCGCCGGCCAAGGGGUCGCUAGAGGUGCGCAAUCCCGAGACUUUAUCACUUCUACAGACGCUCAACCUGGCCGGUGCUGCACAAUUGCAUUUCGCCCCACCGACACUCAGUCUUGUCCACGCUGCGAAAGGCUUUCACAUCAGCAGCGAGAGAGUGGUGUGGAAGAUGGAUGCCACCGACUACGAUACGCAAGUGGCCGAGCUGAUCGCGCAAAGGCUGUACGAUGAAGCCAUCAGCGUCCUUGGAAUGCUUGAGGAUGCACUGCUGAAUGACAAGACGGGCACAAUGCGCGAGGUCAAGAUGUUGAAGGCCGAGGAGCUAUUCAAGGCCAAGAAAUAUUUCGAUAGCUUGGACCUGUUCAAUGAAGACGAGGUGCAUGCGCCACCUGAACGUGUACUCAGGUUAUACCCGCCAAUGAUCGCCGGCGAGCUGUCGAACGAAGGCAAGAAAGCCGAAUCCAGGGAAGGGACGCCCGAGCAAGAACCACAGGAGCCGGAGCCGGAACCGCCACAGCACGAGGAAGAGGGCAAGACCAACGGGGAGAAAAUUUCAAGUGCCAAAAGCGAUAUGGUCGAAGCUGCCUCGCCUCAAAAAGCAGGCGGGUUCUCCAGGUAUUGGCCCAUGGCUGGUGGUUACACCCGCAAAGCAGACUCGGACACAGCAUCCAUUUCUUCGUCCAAGAAAGCGGACAAAGAAAAAGAUGAUUGCGAUGCUGCCAGUGUCAUUGCUCCCAAACCUCCUGCAUCGACUGAAGACGGAUUACUCGAGGGAAAAGACCUCAUGACAGCGGUCCGCGCCUUGAACUCGUACCUGGCUGGUACUCGUGCUCGUUUACAGCGCGUCAUAGAUCCAGCGACAGGACAACUGAAACGGCAGUCUUCCUCAACCUCACAACCUUCUUCAGCACCGGACGACCCCUUCACCUCCCUUUUGACAAGUCAGGUCGAUUCGGAUAAGCAUCUCGAGGAUGAACUGCGGGCAACGUUUACCUUGGUUGACACCACGCUGUUCCGCGCGUACAUGUUCAGCCAGCCGAAGCUAGCUGGUUCCCUCUUCCGAAUCCCCAACUUCUGCGACCCGAAGGUUGUCAAUGAGAGACUUUUGGAGAGUAGGAGAUUUAAUGAGCUGGUCGAUUUCUUCUACGGUAAGAAAUUGCAUCGUGAGGCACUGACUCUCUUGAGGAAGUUCGGUACUGCGGAUGAAGACGACAGAGACGAGGAGGGGGGCGAAAAGAAAAGGAAGCGUAAAUGGUGGAAGCCUAAGAUCCUGGCACAAACGGAUGAGAGGGACGAGGAGAAAGACAACGGCGACCAUGUGUAUAAUGGGAAGGACCACGACGAGGCAACGGAUCUAGACGUUGACAUUCCGGUAUCAGAAAUCCCCGAGCAGCUCCGCGGCCCUCAGCGCACCAUCAUAUACCUACAAUCCCUUCCGCCAGACCUGAUCGACCUGAUUUUUGAAUUCGCCGACUGGGUUCUUCAUCGCAAUCCGGAUAUGGGCAUGGGGGUCUUCAUUGCCGAUACCGAGAAUGCCGAGACGCUACCCCGGGAGCAGGUCGUUAGAUACUUGGCCCAUAUUGAUGAGGACCUCGUAGACGGUGUACUCGAAAUGCGUUACCUGGACUACAUCAUCGAUGAACUCGAAGACGCAACGCCAGAUUUCCACAAUCGAUUGGUUGAAUUGCUCGUUACGAAAUUGAAGGACACAGAAUCUGAGAAGGAUGGCGACCAUCAAGCCGCUGGUGACAAGAGGACCGAUGAUUGGAUGAAGUGGAUGGGGCGAUUGGUCAACUUCUUGAGGGAGAGCAAGCAGUACAGCCUUGGUCGGGCUUUUGAGCUCAUUCCCAGGGAAGAUCCUGCAUUCUACGAGGCACAAGCAGUGGUGCUUAGCAACAUGGAGCAACACAACCAAGCGCUGGCGAUAUACGUGUUCAAAAUGAAAGACUACGCCAAAGCCGAAGAAUACUGCAACCGCGUCCAUAAGUUGCAAUCAGAGACAUCCAUCACUGCGCCAUCUUCGCCGAAUACACUACACCAAAGGACCCGGCCACCAUCGUCUUAUGCUCAACCCCUGAGCCAAGCUACUGACCAAGAUGACCCGGAGGCCACACCUUCGAUAUACCACACUCUCCUCUCCUUGUACUUGACCCCGCCGCAUCCUUACGAGCCCAACCAAGAGCCAGCCCUAGAUCUCCUUUCGAAACACGGCUCACGCCUUCCAGCCACCUCAACCCUGUCCCUCAUCCCCGAUUCGCUACCUGUUGAUAACCUGGAGUCGUACUUUCGCGGCCGUAUACGGGCCGCCAACUCGAAACUGGCAGAGACCCGUAUCUUAGAGGGACUACGCAAGACUAUGCUCGUCAACACACAGGCGUCCUUGCUUCUUGGGGACGGACUGCCCGGCGGCCAGGCCGGCAGGAACCGACGCGUCGUCAUUGAAGAGGAGCGGGUGUGCAGCGUUUGCCACAAGAGGCUCGGGAAUAGCGUCGUGGCUGUACUGCCGAACAACGGGGUGGUGCAUUAUGCUUGUUUAGGACGAAGUGGGAAGGGGGCGGGGUUGGGGAGGAGUGUGUCGGGGACGAGAGGGAGAGUCGCUGGGGCUUGGGGGAGGAGUUCGUAA
Molecule: messenger RNA, 3573 nt
Organism: Pseudomassariella vexata
Lineage: Eukaryota; Fungi; Ascomycota; Sordariomycetes; Amphisphaeriales; Pseudomassariaceae
Exons: 3
Coding region: 1-3573 (1190 amino acids)
Biological process (GO): autophagy; endosomal vesicle fusion; vesicle-mediated transport
Cellular component (GO): cytoplasm; fungal-type vacuole membrane
Source: RefSeq, a predicted model, not a curated record